CGGCUAUGGAGCUUGUCCUGGCUUCAAAAAAGACUCCCGAUGAUCGAGACGGAUGGAUCAAUCCGACAGGAUGUGUCAGUCCGUUUCUUUGUGAAAUCUGAUGGAUGCCGCAUUUCUGCGAUCUUCACUGGUUGGUGGUGCCACGACAUCUGUAUGAAUUGUUUCAAGAUGGUACUACGUAUGUAUGAACUGUUUCUAAAUGGUGCGAUAGCGGCCUCUACUUACUAUUUUUUGAAGAUUUCAUGAUAUGAUAGGUAUAGGAUGGUUCGAGCGCGAAAAAAUCGACUUUCAAACUGUUUCCGUUUCGAUGUAGCAACGAAAUCUGCAUUUGGAAAUGCGGAGCCAGGGGCGCAGCCGUUUUUCCGUAAUUUUUCUGUGUUAAUGACUUUGUGAACCUGCGCAUACACUUACGUGCAGCUGAAGCUGUCGAUGCAGAGCACCGUGAUCCAAAUUUUCCAAACUUCAAAUAAUCCAAACUUCCGUAUUUUUUGUAUCAUGUAGUCGUGGAUCUCUCAAAAUCUAAAUCACGAAGCAGAUCUGCCGGAAUUCUGUCUGAUCCCCUCACAUGAAAUUGCACGAACGAUGGGAUCUGGUUGUCUCAAAGAUGUCGGCAUUCGCAAUGACCCACAUCGGAAGUAAGAAGAUCCUUCUCAUCUAUUCCUUAUGAGAUUUAUGGUACCGCUGCACUAAGCCUAAAGCGAAACCGAAAUACCUUGCUUGUUGAGCAAAUACGUACCGUCAAAAAAAACCUGCCCAGUGUCGCUCUUUGAUUAAGUUCAUCUUAAGCUCAUCCUAAAACUCUCUUGUGACUUUUCACAAACACCACCCAACAAAAUGGCGCAGCAGGGAACCGUCAAGUUCUUCAACUCCGAAAAGGGCUUCGGUAUAGUUUGUCUUAAUUUCUGGUGAGUAUGCAUCUGUAAUGCGAAUGCCAUUUAUCUUGCAGGAGUAAUUCGCAUAUCAAGAUGACUUAAAGAUAAUACAAAAUAAAUCAGGCUUCAUCACUCCGGACCAGGGUGGCGAGGAUGUCUUCGUGCACUUUUCCGCCAUUGAGGCUCAGGGUUACAAGAGCCUGAACGAAGGUAUGCUUUUUUUGUUGUGUGAGUUUUGCAUAGCACACUUUCAUCUCAAAGGCGUGUCGUGUGAUGACAUAAACUUUUUUGCUUUUGAUAGAUUUGUGCAAUACAAAUCCUAGGUGAGACCGUCAACUUCGACACCGUGUGGGAUGAUCGCAAGCAGAAGUCUUCCGCCGCCAAUGUCACCGGACAUGGCAACGGACAGCCGCGCCAGAAGGGCGGAAAGGGAAAGGGCAAGGGAUUCGGUGGUGACUUCGGCGGAAGCUACUGGUAAACGUGUAGUUUGUUCUCGUCGUGCGGAGAAAGUGUCGUCGUGAUACUCCUUCAUUACCGGGGGAGUACUAAACGACCCCUACUUUGUUUAAGAGGAACUACUCCUUUGACGAAAUGCCGUUAGGUUUUGACAAGCGUAUGUUUAUAGCCGUUGUUGUGUUUUUCAAGUUCAACAGCGCAGUAACUUUACCCUUCGAAAGACUCAACUUUGUUUCAUCAAAAAAAUGCAACGAAUUCUGUCGAUCUAGUACUUGUUCUACUACACUUGUUUUUCACUCUUCUGUAUACGACAUUUAGUUUUUAGUAGUCUUUGACAAGUAAUUUUCAAAUUCACAAAAAAUUAAAAUGGUAAAGGAUACGAUGAAUUAGAAUUACACCAGCACCAUUGCGAUCGAUGUAAGAAUUGGAGGGAUCCAUCCUCCAAGAGCAGCCUUCCUUCGAAGAAAUUGCGUGGGUGGGUAACCCGGAUUUUUUGACCUUUGAACCACUUGCAGCCACCUGAGACGAAUCGAGCACAGGUUUGCCGUCAGAUACAAACUUGUGCGAAUGUUGAAAGUCCGGACAUUUCAUCCAUGCAAGCGAACUCGUAGACGAUCAUUUUGUUUUCGGACAUCCGGAGCCCAUCUGCUCGCGGAAAAAUAGCGUCCCUGCCUCAUGUUCUUGCGUAGGUGUUCGCAUUCUCCGUCUCCCUCUAUCGGGUACGCGUAAAUUCAGAUCCUGGUCAGCGCGGUAGCAGAUCAUAUGGCAGUGCGGCAGCAGGUCUAAUUUCUUGGCGUUGUACUUGCAGAUCAUGUGG
This is a messenger RNA of Amoebophrya sp. A120, 2145 nucleotides long. NCBI's taxonomy places the organism in Eukaryota, Dinophyceae, Syndiniales, Amoebophryaceae. The record is from the annotation of a GenBank genome assembly.